GAUGGGCCACCAGUUCAGAACGCCACUGCGCUCAAAGAAUAUUGGACAAAUAGCUUUAACUGGAAUAUUGCGCAGUCUCAUUUGAACGAGCACCCGCCGCAGUUCACGACUACAAUUGACGGCGUUGGAAACUACUCGCACAGCAUUCCGCUCCACUUUGUCCACCGCCAAUCUCCCAGAAAAGAUGCCAUUCCGCUGCUGUUCGUGCACGGUUACCCAGGGUCGUUUCUAAAGGUCGAUCGUGUUAUUGACAGGUAUAUCGAUCCUCCCUCUAACGAAACGGCGUUCCAUGUAGUGGCUCCUAGAUUGCCGGGAUUCGGUUUCUCGCCGGCUCCCGAGUAUCCUGGCCUAGGGCUCCGGGAGGCUGGUCAAGUCUUCCACAACCUAAUGUUGCAGUUGGGAUACAACAAGUAUAUUGUCCAUGGUGGUGAUCUUGGCUCUCACACCGUGCGCUACAUGGCCAUCGAUCAUACUGAGAGCGUUCGAGCACUUCACACCAAUCUUUGGCAUCCAGUGCCUAAUAAGAAUGAUGUGGAGAGAUUCAAUGCUAAAAACUCUACGGCAGAGGAGGCAUUUCCCAUCAGCGUUUUAGCAACGUCCAGGCUAUCAUAUCUGGGCCAGCGGCAGGUCUUUGAGAACCAAUCUCUACAGUGA
Messenger RNA from Trichoderma atroviride IMI 206040, 654 nucleotides. RefSeq lists its product as uncharacterized. Gene Ontology annotation, biological process: epoxide metabolic process. Lineage: Eukaryota; Fungi; Ascomycota; Sordariomycetes; Hypocreales; Hypocreaceae. Gene Ontology annotation, molecular function: epoxide hydrolase activity. The record is from RefSeq and is a predicted model, not a curated record.